UUGGCUGUGGGUCACCAGUGCUCCCACGACCUUCCCCCGUCUGCAGGUGCUGUUGUUUUUCGUGCUGCGCUGCGUGACAGCUAGCUGUGCACCUUGCUUGAUGACAAGGGGCUCUCACUGCUGCUGCUGUUGAGUGUGCGUGCGUGCGUGCGUGCGUGCGUGCGCGUGUCCGUGCCUGCGUCGUUCCCUCAACCCCAGCGCACGAAAUCGCACCACACCAGUACGGAGACAGGAAGUGGUUACUGUACACUGGCCGACGACAGCCUCUGAACGAAGUGCUAUGUCGCGUUUCAAGCGUUCGGGAGAGAGACGGGGGGGUUGGGACCGGGAGGCACAUCCGAGUCACACGCUCUUCUUUCUAGUAGACACCAGAGAAAUUACUCUUGCGCGCGGAAGGACGUGCGCGCCUUCACCAGGAGGUCACUACGUGCUCUUCAUCCUCUCUGCUCUUCUUUGCUGGCGGCGUUGCCACCACCUCUAGGAUCGUGCGCUCUUCCUCCCCCUUGCCUC
Ectocarpus sp. CCAP 1310/34 is the source of this 510-nucleotide messenger RNA. The record is from the annotation of a GenBank genome assembly. Lineage: Eukaryota; Phaeophyceae; Ectocarpales; Ectocarpaceae.